CACUAAUGCUACUGAAGCCAGGAAAGAAGCAAAGGAGCUCUGGGUGGGGGGAAAAAAGAAGAAGAAGAGGGCGCGUGCGCCUCACGCGCGCAUUUCCAGUCGCGCGCGUGCAUUAAGGAGAAGCAGAGGAACCGUAACCGUUAAAAAAAAAUAAAAAAUAAAAAAAAUAAAGAAAACGUUGCAAUUUUUCUUCACUGGAACUAAGAGGCCAAAACAUUAGCAUGUUCCAGCAUGACAAUGGCCCUAAUAGCAAAGCAACCUCUAUGAAGACACGGUGUGUUAAGGUUCGGAGUGAAACAAAUCGAGUGACCUGCACAUAGCCCCGACUCUGACUCAACCCUUGCUAAACACCUUCAUGAUGAUCUGCACGCCAAACCUUCUCACCUGUAUCAUCAGUGGCAGAUCUCACUAAUGCUCCUGAGGCUGAACGAACACAAAAUCACCACAGCCAUGCUCUAAUAUCUACUGGAAAGCCUUCCCAGAAGAGAAGAAAGGAGCUUAUUAUAACAACACAGGGGAAGUAAAUCUGGAAGGGGAUAUUCUGUAAACUCAACUCCAAGGAAGCGGUCAGUCGGGGCAAUGGCGGUGCCCGCGGCUCACGAGUUCCACUGGCAGAACCUGGCACGGCUGUCAAGUGGCCGCGUGUAUCACUCUCUAGCCGAAGUUGGGGGUCAGCUAUACAUGCUGGGGGGUUGUGACGCCACUGGACGAGCCACCAACUGCAUGGAGCUCUAUUGCCCAGAGGUGGACCAGUGGGUGACCCUGCCCCCGAUGCCCACGGCCAGAGCAGGCGCCGCCAUAGCAGUGUUAGGCAAGCAGCUUCUUGUGGUCGGAGGUGUGGGCAAAGAGCAGCACCCUCUCAAAGCUGUGGAGGUCUACAACACAGAGGAGGGCAAGUGGAGGAAGAGGAGUUCGCUGAGGGAGGAGUUGAUGGGGCUCGCUAUUACUGUCAAAGAUGGCAGAGCUUUCGCUGUUGGAGGAAUGGGAUCAGACCUGCUGCCCAGAAGCGUUCUCCAGCAGUACGACCUUCGCAAGGACAUCUGGGCCCUUCUGCCGCCCAUGCCCACCCCUCGCUACGAUGCUAGCAUCUGCCUUCAGGGAUCCAAGAUAUAUGUAGCAGGUGGGCGUCAGUGUAAGCGGUUGGUAAAAGCAUUUGAAGUUUUUGACAUGGACAGCCGCAACUGGUCUUCGUUACCCAGCAUGCCUUGUAAGAGAUCCUAUUCUGGUGUGCUGUGGGACAACACAGGGCGCCUCUGCUGGCUGGGAGGUCUUCGACAAGGAGGCAUCCAUCAAAGCUCCAAGUUCACCAAGAAUGUCAGUAUCUUUGACACCAGCCAGGGAUCUUGGUUGAAGUCUGAAGAAACCGUUUCCUUGAAGACAAAACGUGCGGACUUUGUAGCAGCCAUUGUACGAGGAAGAAUGGUUGUUGCCGGUGGUCUGGGUCAUCAGCCAUCAAUGCUGGACACCGUUGAGGCUUUCCAUCCUGAAAAAAGGAAAUGGGAGACUCUGGCUCCCAUGACAUCUCCACGCUGCUCUACAUCCAGCAUCGUUAUCCGCGAUCGCCUGUUGGUGGUGGGGGGUGUCAAUCAAAUCCCAAGCUCCGCCCAUGAGAUUCUUUACGUGAAGGAAGAAGAGGUGGUUUAGCCACUCAGUAGCCCGUGGAAACGUUGCCUUCAUCAUGACACUAGACUGCUAAACACGCUUGUCUGCCUGUUAUAGAGUCUUUCAUAGGAAAAUAUAUCAAAUCAAAUAAUAUAAAAUCCAAAGCACAAAGA
Molecule: messenger RNA, 1775 nt
Organism: Tachysurus fulvidraco (yellow catfish)
Lineage: Eukaryota; Metazoa; Chordata; Actinopteri; Siluriformes; Bagridae
Gene: klhdc8a
Product: kelch domain containing 8A
Exons: 7
Coding region: 580-1644 (354 amino acids)
Molecular function (GO): protein binding
Source: RefSeq, a predicted model, not a curated record